AUGGAGAUAGUUUCCAAUAAGGAUGCUAAAUUUGGAGACCUUAUUGGUCUCAUAUCAAAAGAUAUGAUUUUUGCAACGAAAAAACUCAAACCACCAAACUGUGCGUCGCGUUCACCAAAAAUCCAACGAUUUAUCGAAAUACAAAAUUUUAAUAAAACUUUUUUCUGUUUCUCUUCUCUCCGUUUUUAUGGCGUUGGCAACAGCAAUAAAUCGCCGAUAAACGAUUUUACGGCACAUAAUCAAUUUGAUUGUACGAAACUAAAUGCAAAUGAAUUGCAAGCAGCCAGGAACAGUGAAGCGGCAACAUUAGCUCAACGUUUGGAACAGUUUCGCAUUAAACGCCAACGACAACAGCAGCAAAGCUUAUCACUAGAUUCCGAGUCAUCAUUGUUGUCGCCGGUUUAUUGCAGCAAUAAAACUACAGUCAGGGGAAAUUCCGUGCCACCACACUCAAUAGCACCAACUUCACCGCCAGCACCCACCUACGCCCUUCACUCGAGAGCCACAACACCGCUACAAUCCGAUCAGAGGGUUUUAUAUGCUGUUGCACCCGGGCAUUUAUCAGCUGAGCAAACUUUGCCAUCAUUAAACCGGAAAAGCGGGGAGAGCUCAACACACGAACGCGAUACGAACGUUGACUAUGUUCAAAAUAGUCAUAGCAAGGCAUUACAGCUAAACUCAACGAAUUUUAAUGGCCCAUUGCCGACGCCUGUACAACAAUUGCCCUACACAUCGAUAAGCCAGCCUCAGUGCGAGCUAUUCCAGGCAAAAUCUGCAACAGCAGGCACCGAGUUCCCCUCGAGCAGUGGUCACAGUGAUUUGACUCAAUGUCCCAGAGAGGAAGUGUGUCAUUCGUUAACGGAGGAUAACAGCGGAAAAGUUAAACGCGUUAUUGUGCGGCGUCGAAUUGUCAAAUCCAAAACGAAAUCCCCCUCCCCACAAAUUGGGGAGACGCAGCAGCCAAUCGUUGCUGCAACAAACAUAUCCAACACACAACAACAAACACAGCAACGUAGAAAAGACGAAAAACGCUCUUGGUGGACUUCAUACUUGGGUACUGGCUCUCCCCAUUCAGCUUCCAACCACAAAAAUGCAGAGUUAGCCCACGGCCAAAUAGCCAAAACUAAAACUUUAGACAUUCCCAAAGCAAAUAGUGAUCCUCAUACGCAACACAGCGACCCAGCGACCACCGGCAAUUUCAUCAUGGCCAUGCUGAGGACUAUGAAACUAAAAGAGCGCCUGGCCAUAAGUCUGGGCGCCACCCUCAUACUGCUCACCCUGCUGCUGGUGGUCGAUGUACAAAUGGAUUUGGGUGUAACCAAUCGCCAUUUGCUGCCCGCCGCCCCACAGACCAUACAUCAGCGGAUACGUUACACCGAUGAUGGCAGUUUUAUGAGAGACAUCAAACGAAAGUUCCUGCAAAAAAGUAAUUAUUCCGGUUCUAAGGAAACCUCAACACCUCAAACAACACAGGCACGUCCUGGCAGUGCGGCCGGAGGCAGUGCGGGUAGCCAAAGUGCGGGAAUGGUGGCCACUGGUUUUCAGGAGCCCAAUGCAGCUGAUGUGCGACAGACGUUACUGACAACGAAGAAACCGAUACCACACGAUCGUUUCGAAGAUUUAGUGAAGAUUGUCAAUGAUUAUACGGGGACACUGCAGUAUGGUCAUGUCUUGGCCGACAGCGAUGGUGAUGAGGAUGGCAAAAAUCCAUCACUGGGUGAGGUCAUGAAAAUUAAACCAAGCAAAAAUGCAACAAAUUUGGAGAAAUUUCAAUUGAGAAUCACCAAACAUGAAUUGUAUGCUGCAAAUGAUACGUUGGUCGAUGCUUUGCUAAAGGAUAUGAUAAAUUUGCCCAUAAAGCAUGUUGUACAAAAGGAAGGCGGGACACAGCUCAAAUUAAUGAUCGAGUAUCCAAACGAUGUCAAAGCAUUGAUGAAACCAAUGAGAUUCCCCCGGGACCAACAAACUUUGCCCAAUCAUUUUUACUUUACCGACUACGAGAGACAUAACGCUGAGAUUGCUGCAUUUCAUUUGGACAGAAUUUUAGGUUUUCGUCGAGCUAUGCCAGUGACGGGUCGUUUGUUAAACAUAACCACGGAAAUUUAUCAAGUCGCCGAUGAGAAUCUCCUAAAGACAUUCUUUGUCUCACCCUCCUCGAAUUUGUGCUUCCAUGGCAAGUGUUCGUACUACUGCGACACCUCGCAUGCGAUUUGUGGUAAUCCAGACAUGUUGGAGGGAUCCUUUGCUGCAUUUUUGCCAGCUUACGAACAGGCUGGUCGCAAGGUUUGGCGUCAUCCAUGGCGCCGUUCAUAUCAUAAACGCAGGAAGGCUCAGUGGGAAACUGAUGCCAACUAUUGUUCUAUGGUUCGUGAUAUUCCCCCUUAUGACGAAGGCCGUCGCCUUUUGGAUUUAAUGGAUAUGUCUGUAUUUGAUUUCCUAACCGGCAAUAUGGAUCGCCAUCAUUACGAAACGUUCAAAAUAUAUGGCAAUGAUACUUUCACAUUACACUUGGAUCAUGGUCGUGGAUUUGGUAAGCCAUUCCAUGAUGAUUUGACAAUAUUGGCUCCCAUGUUACAGUGCUGUAUGGUGCGGAAAUCCACUGUCAAAAAAUUGCUGGAUUUCCACAAUGGACCACGACCAUUGUCACAAGUAAUGCGUGAAACAAUGUUGGUGGAUCCCGUUAGUCCUGUUCUGUGGGAGCCCCAUCUAGAGGCAUUAGAUCGAAGGGUGGGCAUUAUACUGCAAGGCGUAAGGGAUUGUGUGAAAAAGAAUCCUCCCGAAGAAGUUGAUGGUUCAGAGGAUAAUGUAUCAUCAUAGCGUUAGAUAAUAAUUAGACAAAACAAACCAAACGUAGAACGUAAGACUACUAACCUAAAUAGAGUUAAAGCCAGGAAAAACAAAAACAAACGAAAAAAUUAUCCCCUCGCCCAUAAAAAGAGAAAAAUGUUAAAAAUGUUUUUGUUGAAA
Messenger RNA from Stomoxys calcitrans (stable fly), 2967 nucleotides. Its product is annotated as extracellular serine/threonine protein CG31145. The coding region runs from base 1 to 2817 and encodes 938 amino acids. Gene Ontology annotation, cellular component: Golgi apparatus. The transcript has 11 exons. The record is from RefSeq and is a predicted model, not a curated record. Lineage: Eukaryota; Metazoa; Arthropoda; Insecta; Diptera; Muscidae. Gene Ontology annotation, biological process: protein phosphorylation. Gene Ontology annotation, molecular function: protein serine/threonine kinase activity.